ACGCUGGGAAGAUGCUUCUGGAUGCUGGACCGCAGUAUCCCGCCAUAGGAGUCACUACCUUCGGAUCCUCUCGCCACCACUCCACGGCCGAUGUCACGGACAGAGAAGUGGGGCUGGGGAUCAACCCCUUCGCCGACGGCAUGGGCGCCUUCAAAAUCAACCCCAGCACCCACGAGCUGGCCUCGGCCGGCCAGACCGCCUUCACCUCGCAGGCGCCCGGCUACGCGGCGGCGGCCCUGGGGCACCACCACCACCCGACCCAUGUCAGCUCCUACUCCAGCGCCGCCUUCAACUCCACCCGGGACUUUCUGUUCCGCAACCGCGGCUUCGGGGAGGCGGCGGCCGCCAGCGCCCAGCACAGCCUCUUCGCCUCCGCCGCCGGCAGCUUCGCCGGACCCCACGGACACACCGAUGCCGCGGGACAUAUACUUUUCCCGGGGCUGCACGAACAAGCCACCAGCCACGCUUCGCCUAACGUGGUGAACGGGCAGAUGCGCCUGGGCUUCUCCGGAGACAUGUACGGCAGACCCGACCAGUACGGCCAGGUCACCAGCCCCCGCUCCGAGCACUACGCCUCGACCCAGCUGCACGGCUACGGCCACAUGAACAUGAACAUGGCAGCCCACCACGGGGCAGGGGCCUUCUUUCGUUACAUGCGGCAGCCCAUCAAACAGGAACUCAUCUGUAAGUGGAUUGAGCCCGAGCAAUUGUCAAACCCCAAAAAGUCCUGCAACAAAACUUUCAGCACGAUGCACGAGCUGGUGACUCAUGUCACGGUGGAGCACGUUGGAGGACCCGAGCAGUCCAAUCACAUAUGUUUCUGGGAAGAGUGUCCAAGAGAAGGGAAACCUUUCAAGGCCAAAUAUAAACUUGUAAAUCACAUCAGAGUCCACACAGGUGAAAAACCUUUCCCCUGCCCUUUCCCAGGCUGUGGCAAAGUGUUUGCCAGAUCAGAGAAUCUCAAAAUACACAAAAGAACUCAUACAGGUGAAAAACCAUUUAAGUGUGAAUUCGAGGGCUGUGACAGGCGCUUUGCAAACAGCAGCGACCGCAAAAAGCACAUGCAUGUGCACACUUCCGACAAGCCCUAUCUCUGCAAAAUGUGUGACAAGUCCUACACGCACCCCAGCUCCCUCAGAAAGCACAUGAAGGUCCAUGAAUCAUCCUCGCAGGGGUCCCAGCCUUCUCCCGCCGCCAGCUCAGGCUACGAGUCCUCCACCCCUCCAACCAUCGUGUCUCCAUCCACAGAAAACCAGACCGCCAGCUCCUUAUCCCCUUCCUCCUCCGCAGUCCACCACACGUCCAGCCACAGCACGCUUACAUCAAAUUUUAACGAAUGGUACGUCUAAAACGCGAAAACAAAACGACAAAAAAACACAAAAUGAAACAAAAUAAAAAAGCCCCAAGCGAGCAAACAAAUACCCUAUUUAAAGACUCCAAAAAUAAUGAACACUUUGAAAUCAGAAUUUAAAUGAGCAAACAAAAAUAAAAUGCUGCCAGUAGACCCAGGACUGAGUAAAAUGAAGACUUCAUUUUUAAAUUUUUUUUCUUCCUUUCUUUUUUUUCUUUUAUUUCUUUUUUUUCCCUUUUCUUUCUUUCCUUUUC
Gymnogyps californianus (California condor) is the source of this 1605-nucleotide messenger RNA. RefSeq names its product zinc finger protein ZIC 1. Gene Ontology annotation, molecular function: RNA polymerase II cis-regulatory region sequence-specific DNA binding; DNA-binding transcription factor activity, RNA polymerase II-specific. NCBI's taxonomy places the organism in Eukaryota, Metazoa, Chordata, Aves, Accipitriformes, Cathartidae. Gene Ontology annotation, cellular component: nucleus. The coding region runs from base 12 to 1349 and encodes 445 amino acids. The record is from RefSeq and is a predicted model, not a curated record. The transcript is spliced from 3 exons. Gene Ontology annotation, biological process: central nervous system development; regulation of transcription by RNA polymerase II.